AUGAAACAGCAAAAUAUUAUUUCCUCAAUACUAAUCGAAGCUCCCCCAAUACAUAUUUUUACAGUCUCUAAUUUACGGAGAUUUGCUUAUUACGCUGCUGCUUCUUAUUGUAAUCUUUCUCUUAAUAAUUGGGACUGUGGAGAAGUCUGUAAGGCAACCGAGGGUACCCAAUUUGUUAAAAUGUUUAAUGAUGAUGAAUUUAACACAAAAGGUUAUAUAGCCUUGGAUAAACAAAACAAACUUAUCAUCGUAGCAUAUAGAGGAACGAUACCAGGAAGUAUUAAAAAUUGGCAUGCUGAUUUGGCUGCUUAUCAAGAUUCUUAUAACCCUGUGCGUGGUGUUAAAGUACACCAUGGAUUUUACAAACCUGUACGUGGUGUUAAAGUUCACCAUGGAUUUUACAAAACUUUUAAGAGACUUCAACCCAAAAUUACUGAUGUUGUUAUAAGAUUACACCAAAACAAUCCCAAUUUCAGGAUCGGACUUAUAGGUCACAGUUUAGGUGGUGCUCUUGCUGCACUUUCAGCAUUAGAUUUAAUGCAAAAAGUUCCACAUUUGGUUAACAAUGAUGCAUUGUUCCUUUCUACAUUUGGUCAACCAAGAGUUGGCAAUAGUAAUUUUGCUGAAUAUGUUGAUAAUAACCUAAAAUUAAUAGCAAGAACUAUAGUUCAUGGUGAUCCAGUUCCUCGUUUGCCUUCAUCAAAUCCAAUUCCAUAUUUUGGGUCUUAUAAACAUUUUGGUGAAGAAUUAUAUAUAAAUAAUCCUAAUGAAGAUCCAAAUAGCUUUAUUUAUGAGAGCUUGUUCUGA
Messenger RNA from Dentiscutata erythropus, 807 nucleotides. The record is from the annotation of a GenBank genome assembly. NCBI's taxonomy places the organism in Eukaryota, Fungi, Glomeromycota, Glomeromycetes, Diversisporales, Gigasporaceae.